AUGGAGGAGUUCACCAACCAGGACUGGACACUAGAUGGCAAAACAAAGAAAACAUUAUUGUUCUUGUUAAAAAAGAUUUUCCUGUUCAAACCUCGACUCUUCUCCUCCUUCCCUCCUCCAGCCGUUCGUUCCCGCCUCCUGCGCCUGCGCUCUCUGUGGGAUGAGAUCCGGCAGCGUGCCGAGGAGAGGGAGGGGAAGCUGAACGACGUCCUGGACGUGGCUGGGAAAUUCUGGUCUGACGUGGCGGCUCUGCUGAGCACGCUCCGAGACUCCCAAGAUAUCGUGAGGGAGCUGGAGGACCCUGGUGUGGACCCCUCGCUCAUCAAGCAGCAGAUCGAGGCUGCCGAGGCCAUCAAGGCAGAGACAGACGGCCUGAGGGAGGAGCUGGAGUUUGUCAGGACCCUCGGGGCGGACCUCAUCUUUGCCUGUGGAGAAACUGAGAAACCUGAAGUCAAGAAAACUAUCGAUGAGAUGAAUGCCGCCUGGGAGGGUCUGAAUCGGACUUGGAGGGAGAGGAUGGAAAGACUGGAGGAGGCCAUGACGGCCUCUGUGCAGUAUCAGGACGCUCUGCAGUCCAUGUUUGACUACCUGGACAACGCGGUGAUCAAGCUGUGUGACAUGUCAACUGUGGGAACUGAGCUGGGAACUGUGAAGCAGCAGAUUGAAGAGCUCAAGCUGUACAAGGUGGAGGUUUACCAGCAGCAGAUCGACAUGGAGAAGUUGUGCCACCAGGGGGAGCUGAUGUUGAAGAAAGUGUCCGACCAGACAGACAGGGACAUGAUCCAGGAGCCGCUCACCGAGCUGCGCCACCUCUGGGAGAACCUGGGUGAUAAAAUUACCCAGAGACAG
Messenger RNA from Paralichthys olivaceus (Japanese flounder), 849 nucleotides. The record is from RefSeq and is a predicted model, not a curated record. NCBI's taxonomy places the organism in Eukaryota, Metazoa, Chordata, Actinopteri, Pleuronectiformes, Paralichthyidae.